Hyaloperonospora brassicae is the source of this 1473-nucleotide messenger RNA. Lineage: Eukaryota; Oomycota; Peronosporomycetes; Peronosporales; Peronosporaceae. The record is from the annotation of a GenBank genome assembly.
AUGCGUCUCCCAGGAGCGUUCCGCGUAGCGCUCGUUGCCGCAGCCGCUCUGUCGUUGUCGUCGCAAGCCGACGAGAUGCGCGCGGUCUCUGUAUCGGGCCAGCAGCACGCGGCCGCUGUUGACGAGGUGGCGGUCCACGCGUCGCAUGUGGUGCGUGUCCUCGCGGCGUCUCCUGUUGCGUCCGAGGAAGAGGAGCCGACCGAAGCGCCAAAGAAGAAGAAGAAGAAGAAAGCGGCAGCAGCUACGGAGGAGCCGGCAGCCGAGAAGAAGACGAAGAAGAAGAAGAAGGAGGAAGAUGCGGACGAUGUGGACACGACGCUUGCCGAGUUGGAGGCGCUUGAGGAGGAAGUCGAAGAGGCGGAAGCGGCCGAGGCGAUAGUCGAAGCCGAGGCCGAGGCGGAGAAGACGAAGAAGAAGAAGGCCGCGUCUGCGCAGGAGGAAGAGCCGGAGAAGCCUGUAAAGAAGAAGGCGAAGAAGAAGGCGACCGAGACCGAAGUAGCUGACGCAAUGGUGGAAGAAAGAGAUGGGAAGGAAAAGAAGGAGGAAGAGAAGGAAGAGAAGGAAGAGAAGAAAGAAGAGAAGGAAGAAAAGGAGGAGAAGGAAGAAAAGGAGGAAGGCGACGACGAGAGCGGCGGCAAGGACAAGAAGGCAAAGGGCAAGUCGAAGGGCGGCUCAUCGGGUCACUCGUCGGAGGGAAGCGCGGACAUCGACAAGAUUGAUCCGAACAACGAAGACGGUUGGAUCAGUGUGUACGAAGACCCGCCGCUGCUCGUGAUCAAGGCCUCGUUGUACGCGUUCAUCGCGUACAAUGACACGGAAGUGUGUGAUACGUUCAAUAUGACGAUGAACGCCGUGGAGCAAAAAGAGGUUGACAAUGGGCUCUCCGCUUACCACGUGGUUGCCUACAUCAACUGCACGAAGAAUGGCGAAGACGUGACGCAGGGUCGUUUCAUUCUGAACUUUAUCCCCGAAGGCAAGCGGCUGUUGUUGACCGAGUGUGGCCACCGCGAAGAAGGUCAGAUUGUCAAUUGGCUGCGCAUCCAGGAGGAAGUGCCCGAGUGCAUGACCCCGAAACAGCGGAAGGAGUUCCUCACGCAGCCCAUGAAGCACAUUCAUGCGAGCAACGGUAGCACCGACGGAGAAGCUGUGCAGACGGAUUUCUUGACGCGACUCGAGGAGUUGGACGGAGAGGAGGUGGCGAUCUUUGGGUCUGCCACCGUUGCGCUCAUUGCCGUGAUUGUCGUGCUGGUGGUGUUUUGUAUGCGGAAGCGCAAGGCCCAGAUGGAUUUGGAACGUACCAUUGCCGGUGCGAAAGCGGAGCACGCUGUCGAGGACGAUGACCUGCAGACGGAGGUAGAAGAGAAGGCGACGAAGGAGCGCAAGGGCUUGAUGGAGAGCGCGAAGGCGAAGAACAACGACGACCCCGAUAUGGAAGAGGGCUCGUUCGUGAACUCGCCCGCCGUGCGCGUGUAA